AUGUCACUUAUUAGCUCCGGCCACGUCGAUCAGGCCGCCAUCAUCAGCGCCGCUGGUGACAGCACCUGGGCUGUGUCUCCCGGCUUCACUGUGAGCGCCGAUGAGAUGAAGUCCAUCGCCGCCCUCUUCACCCUCGCCGACGCUUGCAGUCUCCACGUUGGCGGUCAGCGCUACAUUGUCUUUAGGGGCGAAGAUCGUUCCGUCUACGGUCGUCAGGGCAAGACCGGUAUCGUCAUCGCCAAGACGAAACAGGCCAUCCUCAUCGCCCACCACGACGAGAACACUCAGGCCGGCAACGCAGCAGCGACCGUCGAGGCGCUCGCCGAUUACCUCGUCGAGCUUGACUACUAAGUCAGUUUCAUCUUGGAGGUAAUAGUUGGGGGGGAGGGGGGGACGAGAUGUUACGAACUCAAGCGACACAAGGGCUGACCAAGCCAUCGGGACCCGACUGCUCAUUCGCAGUAACCAGUGUAACCCUCAGAAGGGUAGGCAUCGGCCUAAAAGACGCAUGCAGAGGCUCACUGACGCACGGGCUCACGGUGAGCAGGGCUCACAGUGAGCAACAACACCAGUGAGCCAUCACCACACUAUAGGGGUUCACGCUCGCGUGAACAGCCAGAAACAGAUAUCUUGCAAUAGGGCGAGGAGGUAUAAAGGGACGACUGGAGAACUCAGAUUGUCAGAUAAUUCGACAGUAGUCAAUUGAUCAUUAUCACCGAGA
Messenger RNA from Neurospora tetrasperma FGSC 2508, 721 nucleotides. RefSeq lists its product as uncharacterized. NCBI's taxonomy places the organism in Eukaryota, Fungi, Ascomycota, Sordariomycetes, Sordariales, Sordariaceae. The transcript is spliced from 4 exons. The record is from RefSeq and is a predicted model, not a curated record. Gene Ontology annotation, molecular function: actin monomer binding. Gene Ontology annotation, cellular component: cell cortex. Bases 1 to 351 code for a protein of 116 amino acids.